Messenger RNA from Hydra vulgaris (swiftwater hydra), 2160 nucleotides. RefSeq lists its product as uncharacterized. Gene Ontology annotation, molecular function: RNA polymerase II cis-regulatory region sequence-specific DNA binding; DNA-binding transcription factor activity, RNA polymerase II-specific; transcription factor binding. The record is from RefSeq and is a predicted model, not a curated record. Gene Ontology annotation, biological process: regulation of transcription by RNA polymerase II; regulation of cell cycle; regulation of cell population proliferation. Lineage: Eukaryota; Metazoa; Cnidaria; Hydrozoa; Anthoathecata; Hydridae. Gene Ontology annotation, cellular component: transcription regulator complex.
UUGGUCCAUGUCUUUGAUUAUAUAAAACGCAAAACAAAUUGUUUAUCGAUGGCAGCUACGAUGUAAUUGGGAGUCCGUUUUAAUUCCACAUUUAGAACGCUUGAUUAACCAUUAACUACUUGAAAGUGUAUAUUUAUUCUCAAGGGCUUAACUAGUUUUGAAAUCUCGUUCCGCCUUUUUGAUUUUUGCAAAAUUGUUUACCGGUUAAUAAAGAAACAGUUCGAACAGAUUUAUGGAUCGAAUCAAAGUGUUUAAAACACGAAUACGCUUGAAUAAGAUCUCGGGCGGUGUUUGAUGAAGCGUGUAAUCUUUAAACAUGCAGAGGAGCUCAAAAGAAUUUCACCGUUGCACGAGAGCUCAACCAAGUUAUCCAAGUAUUUUUUUUUUAAAACUUUUUUUUUCAAGCAAUGAAAAAACGUAGCAAGUUUCACCUUAAAUGUUGAGCGGAACCCUUCCGCUUAACGAAAAGUUUUUAAGUAUGGAAGAUGUAUUAGAUACAACAUUUUACUCCGAUGAUUUUCUUACACGAACUCUUACUACGUCCGUUUUGUAUGAUAAAUCACAGCUCGAUCUUACAUUCGUUGAGAAUAAUAACUGUUUGCCAUCAAAACGGCCACAAUAUGAAUCUACUGUUGAAUCUCCUAACCUUGAUUUUUUAAAACUCGGUUCACCUGAUCUUGAACAGAUGUUUAUGAACAUAAAUGAAAAUGAUUCAAACUUUUCAAGUGAAGAUAAAUCUGACUCUUCUGCUUUUUCUUUGGAUGACGAUUUUGUGAGUACGGAAAAUUGUUUUACCGAUGCUCUUCAGCAAUUGCAUGACAAACAAGAAAUUUUACCAACUGAUUUUUCUGGUACAAAUUGUAAUAAUAGAGUUGGCAAAGAAAAUUUACAUUCAAAAAUUUUGCAAGGAAAGCGCAAGCCUAUAUCGUCACCUAUGAAUAUCCAAAAGCUAAGAACUCAAAAUCCUAUGAAACAAUUAUAUAAUCCAAAUCAACAACGUAGAAACAAUUUUCAGCAUCCUUGUUCGCACCCUCCUAACAAAAAUCAGCAUCGUUUAAACAACCUUGCUGUUCAUCAUCAAAACAAUAUUUCUCAUUUAUCAAUUUCUGAACAAAUGGCGCUUAAUAACCAAUUAACAAUGAUGAACAACAUGAACCAAUCAAUUAAUGCCCACCAUAUGCAACAGCAACACGAAAUUGCUUUUCUCACACAAGCAAUGGGAUUUCAAUCUGACCGCGAGCCUAGUUUAAAUUAUCAAAACGACCGUACUAUGAUCAACUCUAACGGGUUCCAAUCACAGCACAACGUACCAUCGCAAGUCCCUUCGCAACUUCAACAAAAACUUUUAGAACAUCAACUAAUGCAGCAACAGAUUGGCGCUAGUUAUCAAAACAACAAUAACAACACAACUCAUCAUGUGCCUCAAAUAGACUCUAUAAACGGUUUGGGUAUUGACGAAGGAACAUUAAAAAUGCUAAUGGAAAAUCCUCACAUGGUACCUGUAAAUCUUGAAUUGCAAGAACUUAUAAAAAGAGAACGAAAAAAACUUCGAAACAGAGUUGCCUCUUCUAAGUGCAGAAAAAGAAAACUUGAACGAGAAGGAAGACUAGAAGAUAAAGUUAAAGAUUUAAAGGAAAAAAAUAUUGAAUUAAAUGCAGUAGCUAACGCGUUAAAACAACAAAUAUGUGACUUAAAGCAACGUGUAAUGGAUCACGUAGGUGACGGUUGUCAAAUUGUUUUACCCCCUUAAUGUUUUAAUAACGGAAAAACUUGCUCUUCGAUAAAUUUUGAAAUAAUCGCGUGUUUUAUAAAACUGAUCUAUAUUAUGUAAGUUCAUCAGGCAACUUUUUUAAGCGCUCAGUAGAUAAUUGGACGUUCAUCCAAUAGAAUUAUUGGAAAGAAAAUGUUUAACCAAUAAAAUUUCAUUAGUAAUUUUUUACAUAUUAGUAUUUUUUUAAGGUACAUUAUUUAUUUUGAUACGCACUGUUGAAUUAAUGUUUAUAUCGGACCGAACAAAAAGUAAUAUUUUUUGCAUUACCCACAAAUGUACAGUGAUUUCUUAUGUUUCAUAUCAAACUGUAUUCCAAAAGUGUUUUAUUGGAAAUUAAAAUACCACUAUGCAAUAUAUUUAUAAAUAUAUAUAUAUCUAUAUUUCUUUUA